AGGCUGCGUUCCCCAUAGCUCUACGUUUCACUAGAGUGCAACACAACUCUGCCUCAACAGACUGACACAGGAUUACUUUUUUCUCCUGCCAAACAUCAGCAGUGAACACUUCUAUCAACAUCAACCACAAAGAAAGGACCCUGACCAUGUGCUCUGUGGCUAGGAAGUCUUGUUCAACCACAGAAAGCCAGCUUCAGCCCAACUCACCUUGAUACUUGGUUUGAAUAGGAAAGAAAGUGCCAACCGCACUAGGGGGCUGUGUAUUGAGAGGACCAUGGGGGCCAAGCAGUCUAGAAGUUUCUCCAGAGAAGAGUUGAGUCAGGUGAGUGUGAGUCAGGGUAGGAGGACCCCCGGAAGAGACGACCAUCCCAGUCUGUCAUCAGCCGCAGAGAGGAUCCGCAAAAACACCACCACGCACUUCGGCUACAGUACCCUCAGUAUGUCCAUGCGUGGGCUCGACGAGAUGCCUGCCGAACUGUGGGAGCUGAGAGAGCUGGAGAAACUCAACCUCUCCUUGAACUACCUGUGUGCCCUCCCUCCAGCAGUGGGCACUCUGGACAACCUGGUGAUCCUCAACCUGUGGGGGAACAACCUGACGUGCCUGCCGCCUGAAAUCGGCCUGCUCAAGAAGCUCCGCGUCCUCUUUGCUUACCGUAACCAUCUGAGCGAGGUGCCUGAGGAGCUGGGCUCCUGUACUCGCCUGGAGGUGCUCAGCCUGGCUAACAACAAGAUCACGGGCCUCCCGGGUAGCCUGGCGGCCAUGCGCAGCCUGACCAAGCUCAACCUCAGUCACAACCGCAUGGCUCACAUCCCCACCUGCGUCUACAGUAUGAAGGGUCUGGUCUUCCUUCACCUGGCAUGCAACCGGCUCGAGAACAUCGCCGACCAGAUCCAGGACCUGGUCAAUCUGAAGAUCCUCAUUGUGGAGGGGAACAGUAUCCACGUGCUUCCUAAGACCCUGUGCUUCCUGGAUACGCUGGAACUGUUGAAUGUGGACUUUAAUGACCUGCAGAGUGUGCCUGUGGAGAUGUAUCAGCUGAGCCGACUGGGUAAACUGGCGUGUCAUCCAAUGGAUAAAGGGCUGCACAUUGUCCAUAACCCCCUGCUCAAACCUAUUCAGGAGGUGCUGCAGGGAGGCCUUAGUGCUCUUUAUAACUACCUCAAGCCUGGAUGAGGGAAAUGAGUGUAGUUUAUGAAUGUGUUUGUGUGUGACUGUGUGUGCGUGUUCCUAGAACUCAUAUCAGUGAUGUUGUUCAACGCUUAUGUAUAAGUAAUAAUAAUCUGAUUACCGAGAGAUGAACUGCAAGGAUGGGAUCACCUUUUGUAAUUGUGACCUUGCUGCACAGAUGAGAUGAUAAAAUGCUUUCUGAGACUGCCAGGUUUAAAUUACUGGAUUUUCCUGUGACACAUGAAUACCAUGAAAACCAUGUCAAAAGUCUGUAUAAUCCAUUAAUGAGUUUCACAAUUCACCGAUUCACCACUCUACUUUUGGGUAGCUCCUUUUCCCUUCUCAGUUGACUUUGUUGGUCCCAUUAGUAAAGGGGUAGUUGGGUGUUGGGUCAGUGACAGCACGCACCCCUUCCCCCUCUCCCAUCCAGGUGAUGAGGAUCAGGUAUGGGGAGUGGAGACCGGCAGUGGAAACUGUGUUUGUGAGGGCUUUACAUCCCAACAAAAGCAGGUCUUAGACUCUGAUUAAAUGUUCCACUCCAACACAUCAACACUCUGGUCAGGAGCAGACCCUGAGGUGGCGGUGGCUAUUAUAACACUCUCUCUCUCUUUGUCACACACAAAUGCUAUCGUUCUAUCUCUCUCUUUCUUUCUCAGCAGAUGGAUAGUGGAGCUCAUAUAUUGGAUUUUGUUUUCUUUGUUGGUGGCAUUUGGCAACCUUUUACCAUCAGAUAAAUUGCAUUGAAAGGUGUGCAAAAAUGAGAGUCAGACUUGGCUGUGAAGCAAUCUCUCUUGGGCAAGUGUGGCAUCACGUGUCAUAUUUCUACCCUGUUCUCUAUAUCAUAACCAAUAAUGUGUAAUAACCUUAACCUGACUUUAGAGCAUAGGACAGAUUCUGGGUUUAUUUAUAUUGGGGUGAAUGGAGACAGCCCUAAGUCAAGUGUUGCAGUCGUCUGACCCCAAUUCAGCCAGUUCAAGAUUGGAGGAGACAGUUGUUAAUGAGAUUUUGUGAUGGUCACAUUCCAAAGGCGUGUCCACUGCCAUCCAAUGGGAUUCCACUUUGACCUUAAACAGCUGCACUAAUAUCUGUGACUCUCACUGGAUCAUUGGCAUUCCUAACUACUAUAUAUUUAUAUUUCUUUAUGAUCCCCAGCUUCAGAUUUGUAUUGACACACAGCCCCGUAACUCUUCACAAUCUAAUUGCUUUAGAACUAUACUCAUUAUAUAAUAGAUUUUUAUACUCUGACCAUUAUAAAUC
Molecule: messenger RNA, 2425 nt
Organism: Hypomesus transpacificus
Lineage: Eukaryota; Metazoa; Chordata; Actinopteri; Osmeriformes; Osmeridae
Product: leucine-rich repeat-containing protein 30-like
Exons: 1
Coding region: 275-1174 (299 amino acids)
Molecular function (GO): protein binding
Source: RefSeq, a predicted model, not a curated record